AUGAGCAUCUACAAUCCUCCCACACUCGAACACCUGGCAAUGGAGGCGCUGCUGAGGAAUGAUGCCAUAGACUUCUCCGAUCUGGAGGACCUGCCAACUAUAUUUUUCCCAUCACUCCUCAAAGAGGCCUUCAGUGGCAGACAUACAGAGAUAUUGAAGGCAGUGGUGGCAGCCUGGCCCUUUCCAUACCUCCAUGUGGGGUCAUUGCUUAAAACCAAUGACGUGGAGAUGAUGCAAGCCGUGCUGGAUGGCAUAGAUAUAUUACUGACACAGGAGGUUCGUCCCAGGGGGAAGCUUCAAGUGUUAGACUUGAGGGAUAUGCACCAGGAUUUCCGGGAUGUAUGUGCUAGAAGAGAGUAUGGAGGCUGCUCAGCAGGUAAAGCAUACAGGAAGCAAGUCCCAGUGAACCUUCCUAGCUAUGUACUGGGACAGCAUUUGAAGGUGAUAACCAACUUGAGCCUCUUCUUCAAUCUGAAUGAAGACCAAAAAUGCUUCCUUCAGUGGGCCCAGAAGAGAAAAGACUCUUUGCAGCUAUGCUGUCUGAAGAUGAAGAUUUGUGUCUUCCCACUGGAGAUUAUCAAGGAGAUCUUGAACAUUUUCCAGCCUAAUUACUUGGAGGAAUUGGAAAUAUGCACACCGGAGGUCCUGUCUUUCCUACAUUUCUUCGCAUAUUUCCUUGGCCAGAUGAGAAAUCUUCUCAAAUUCCAUCUAAAUCAAAUUCACUUCAAAGAUAAUGUUGUGGAUACAGUGAGAGAUAUAAAGAAAUAUGCUGGCAAAUUCUUUUCUCAGUUCUCUGAACUCAGUCAUCUCCAGCAUCUCUACAUGAAUGGUGCCUACUUUGCCAAUGGCAACAUGAAAGCAUUGUCCAGAUGCCUGAAGAGCUCCUUGGAUUCCUUGUCUAUUACUUUCUGCAGACUCUCAAUGUCAGACUUGAAACACAUGUCACGGUGUCAGAGACUCUAUCAACUAAAACACCUGCACUUCACUAGUGUAGUGUUUUCCAAAUCAUGCUUCAAGAGUCUCCAUAUUCUCCUAGAGCAUGUUUCUGAAACUCUGCAGAGCCUGCAGUUAGAGCACUGCAGGAUGAAGGACUCUCAGCUCAAAAUCCUCUUGCCAGCCCUGAGCAAGUGUUCCCAGCUCACCAGUGUCAAUUUCUAUGGCAACAACUUCUCCAGUAGUGUACUGAAAGACUUUCUGAAAUGCAUGGCCAAUCUAAACAAGUUGACUGUAGAGUACUACCCUGCCCCUCUAGAGUGCUAUGAUCACUUGGGUCAUGUUGUGAUGGAGAGAUUUUCCCAACUAUGCCCUGAGCUCAUGAAUAUACUCAUAGCCAAAAGGCAACCCGAAAUAAUCCUCUUUGCUACAGCCACCUGCCCUCGUUGUUGGAAGCAUUGUGCCUAUGGAACGAAGACUACACUUUGCCUUUGUUGGCAGGAAAUAGUAGAUUGA
Molecule: messenger RNA, 1449 nt
Organism: Rattus rattus (black rat)
Lineage: Eukaryota; Metazoa; Chordata; Mammalia; Rodentia; Muridae
Product: PRAME family member 8-like
Exons: 3
Coding region: 1-1449 (482 amino acids)
Biological process (GO): negative regulation of cell differentiation; negative regulation of apoptotic process; positive regulation of cell population proliferation
Cellular component (GO): cytoplasm
Source: RefSeq, a predicted model, not a curated record